Molecule: messenger RNA, 6841 nt
Organism: Zootoca vivipara (common lizard)
Lineage: Eukaryota; Metazoa; Chordata; Lepidosauria; Squamata; Lacertidae
Source: RefSeq, a predicted model, not a curated record
GAAACGAAAGCAAGCACAGGCUACGUAAACAAAAAUAUUGCAAAAAUACACAGUUGCAUAUAAAAAUGUAUCUAUAUGAUACAAAGUUACUCAUAUAGAUAGAUAAAUAAUGCAAAUCAAUGAAAUUAAUAAACCCCAUUUAUUAACCAGAUGGAAACAUUGGGACAUAAAAUGUACACACACCCAAAAAAUGAAAACCUGACCUAUGCAAAAAAAUGAAUAAACACUAUUAGAAUAUGGAGGGCAGAGACACAUCCACACUUAAUAGAGAACUUUCUUAAUGCUCCUGACAGUGUGCAAAUUUUAUAACAGAACAAUGAAUUUGCUUUGUAGAAUUUGCCAGCACCUCUCAUUCAGAAUUUGACAGGUGAAAAGGGGGAUUCCUUACAUUCUCUUGGAAGCUUCCCGAGAGCACAGAUGGAUGAGCAAGACUCAGCUGGCCUUGAAGCAGGAAGAGGCCAGGCCAUGGAAACUGGGAGCAGUGGGGGAUUCUGGGAAAGCUCCAGGCAGAAGAUCCUGGGCGAGGAGGACACCCUUCGCUCAGAGGCGCAGAACCACCAGUUCAGGGAGUUCUGCUACCAGGAGGCCAAAGGACCCCGAGAGGUUUGCAGCCGACUCCACCACUUUUGCCACCAGUGGCUGAAGCCAGAAAGGCACACGAAAGCUGAGAUGCUGGACCUGGUGAUCUUGGAGCAGUUCCUGGCUGUCCUUCCACCGGAGAUGGAGAGCUGGGUGAGGGAAUGUGGAGCGGAGACCAGUUCCCAGGCAGUGGCCCUGGCCGAAGGUUUCCUCCUGAGUCAGGCAGAGGAGAGGAAGCAGGAAAAGGAUCUUUUUGCAGAAACGGGUCCUGAUUCCUCUGAGGCAGAGAGGACUUCGCUGGACACCAGAGAGAGGCCGCUGGGUGAAAGAAGGAUGCUGGCAAGACCUCCUCAUCUAUCUCUUCAUCCUGGUGGAGGGGAAGCAGCGGCUGAGGAACCGGAUCAGGGCUCAGUUUCGUUUGAAGAUGUCGCUGUUUGUUUCACGGCUGAGGAGUGGACAUUGCUGGAUCCUGACCAGAGAGCUCUGCAUAAGGAAGUCAUGGAGGACAAUUGUGGGAUCUUGACCUCUCUAGGUGGUGAUGGACUGGAAAUUAAGAACAAGGGAAACCAUGACAAAAUCCACACAGAGAAGCCAUAUCAAUAUUCGGAGUCUGGAAAGAACUUCAAUCAGAGCUCCCGUUCAAUUUCCCAUGAAAGAAAUCUCAUUGGGAAGGAACCCUAUCAGUGCUUGGAGUCUGUUAAGGGCUUUCAUAUAAGCACAAGUGUCUGUCGACAUCAGAAAAUUCACAGUGGGGAGAAACCAUAUCAGUGCUUGGAAUGUGGGAAGGGCUUUGUCUGGAAGAUAAGUUUGACUUCCCAUCAAAGAAUUCAUAGAGGGGAGAAACCAUAUCCGUGCUUGGAAUGUGGGAAGAGGUUCAACCAGAGAGCCCAUCUCACUUCCCAUCAAAAAAUUCACACAGGGGAGAAACCGUAUGAGUGCCUAGAAUGUGGGAAGAGGUUCAGUCAGAGGACCCACCUCAGUUCCCAUCAAAGAAUCCAUACAGGGGAGAAACCGUAUCAGUGUCUGGAAUGUGGAAAGGGCUUCAGUCAAAGGGCCCACCUCACUAUCCAUGAAAGAAUUCAUACAGGGGAGAAACCAUAUCAGUGUACGGAAUGUGGGAAGAGCUUCAGUAAGAGUUCCGUUCUCACUAACCAUCAAAGAAUCCAUACGGGGGAGAAACCAUAUCAUUGUUUGGAAUGUGGGAAGUGCUUCAAUGAGAAAACUAAUCUAAUUUCCCAUCAAAGAAUCCAUACAGGAGAGAAACCCUAUCAGUGCUUGGAAUGUGGGAAGAGCUUCCGUAAGAGUACUUUUCUCACUUCCCAUCAAAGAAUCCAUACGGGGGAGAAACCAUAUCAGUGUUCGGAAUGUGGUAGGAAGUUCAGUCAGAAGGCCCACCUCACUUCACAUCGGAGAACUCAUCCAGGUGAGAAACCCUAUCAGUGCAUGGAAUGUGGAAAGAGCUUCAGUGACAGCAGCAAUCUCGCUUCUCAUCAAAGAAUUCAUACAGGGGAGAAACCAUUUCAGUGCUUGGAAUGUGGAAAGAGCUUCAAUCACAGCUCACAUCUCAAAGCCCAUAAAAGAAUUCAUACCGGAGAGAAACCAUAUCAGUGCUUGGAAUGUGGGAAGAGCUUCAGUCAGAGCAGCCCUCUCACUUCGCAUCUAAGAAUUCAUACAGGGGAGAAACCAUAUCAAUGUUUGGAGUGUGGAAAGAGCUUCAGUCGGAAGAAUAGUCUUACUUCCCAUCAGAGAAUUCAUACAGGGGAGAAACCAUAUCAGUGCUUGGAAUGUGAGAAGUGCUUCACUACAAGAAGUGACUUUCAUCAACAUAAGAGAAUUCAUAGUGGGGAGAAACCAUAUCAGUGCUUGGAAUGUGGGAAGAGCUUCAGUCAGAGGGCCAAUCUCACAUCCCAUCAAAGAAUUCACAGUGGGGAGAAACCAUAUCAGUGCUUGGAAUGUGGAAAGAGCUUCAGUCGCAGCUCUUAUCUCACUUCCCAUCGAAUAAUUCAUACAUGGGAGAAACCAUAUCAGUGCUUGGAAUGUGGAAAGUUCUUCACUACAAGCAGAUACCUCUGUCUACAUCAGAGGAUUCACAGCGGGGAGAAACCAUAUCAGUGCUUGGAAUGUGGGAAGUUCUUCACUACGAGCAGAUACUUCCAACGGCAUCAGAGUAUUCACAGCGGAGAGAAACCAUACCAGUGUGUGGAAUGUAGAAAGAGCUUUUCCAGGAAGGACAGUCUUACUUCCCAUCAAAGAAUUCAUACAGGGGAGAAGCCGUAUGAGUGCUUAGAAUGCACAAAGUGUUUUGCUGCAAGAAAAGAGUUAUGGCGACAUAAGAGAAUUCACAGUGGGGAGAAACCAUUUCAAUGCCAAGAGUGCGGAAAGAGAUUCACCUUGAAGCAAACUCUCACUUCCCACCAAAGAAUUCAUACAGCAGAGAAACAUGAAUAGGGCUUGGAAUAGAAUAGAAUACUUUAUUGGCCAAGUAUCAACCAUACUUGGAAUUUUGCUUCGACUACAUUGCAAUGUGAAGAAAAAAACGUACCUCAUACAAACAGUAUUCCCCUCACAAUACAACAGCACAGCGAAAAGAUCCCAUGCCACCAACUGGCCUCCCUUCCGUCCACAACUACAGAUUCAACAUUCUGAUGGCACAAGGAAAAAAGCUAUUCCUGUGCCGAGACGUUUUGUAUAUAGAGUCCUGUACUGACGUCCGGAUGAGAGUAAAUCAAACAGGUGAUGACCAGGAUGCGAAGGGUCUACAGCAAUUCUCUCUGCUCUCUUCCUGACUCGAGCGGCAUAAAGUGUCUCUAUUGGAGGCAAACUAACACCAAUUAUCCUCUCUGCAGUUCUUACUGCUUGUUGGAGCCUCUUCUUAUCCAGCUUAGAGGCUGUACAAUACCAGACAGUGAUGGAAUUACAGAGAACAGUUUCAAUAGAAUAUGGAAAGAGCUUCAGCUGGAAGGAAAUCUCACUUCCCAUGAAAGAACUCACAGUGGAGAAAAUCCUGGAAUUAUCGAAUAGUAGCUUUGGGGGGGAUCUUUAGGGUCAUCUCUGGAGACCCAGGUGGCGCUGUGGGUUAAACCACUGAGCCUAGGGCUUGCUGAUCAGAAGGUCAGCGGUUCGAAUCCCUGUGAUGGGGUGAGCUCCCGUUGCUUGGUCCCAGCUCCUGCCAACCUAGCAGUUCGAAAGCACGUCAAAAUGCAAGUAGAUAAAUAGGAACCGCUACAGCGGGAAGGUAAACGGCGUUUCCGUGUGCUGCUCUGGUUUGCCAGAAGCGGCUUUGUCAUGCUGGCCACAUGACCUGGAAGCUAUACGCCGGCUCCCUCGGCCAAUAAUGCGAGAUGAGCGCCAACCCCAGAGUCGGUCACGACUGGACCAAUGGUCAGGGGUCCCUUUACCUUUACCUUUAGGGUCAUCUAGUCUAACCAACUGCAAUGCAUCUUGAUGUUUAUUCAGAAUCUCUUUCUUGUUAUGUUUUUGUGGGGUUACAUGGUUCUUCACCUCCUUUUCAAUCAUGAGAAUAACUGUGAGGUAGGUUAGGCUCCCCAAGAUCGCUCAGUGAGCUUCAUGGCCAAGUAGGUAUUUGAACCCACGUCUCCCAGGGUGUAGUCGAAUACUCUAGGCCAGGGGGGGGGGGCAACUUCCAAGAGACUGCAAUCUACUCACAGAAUUAAAAACUGGCAGUGAUCUACCCCCAUUUUUAGGGGUUCAAGUCGAAGUUGUUGAGCUUUUUUUAGGGAGGGGGAAAGCCCCGUUUUAGGGGUUUCAGAAGGCACACGUUGCUUAGCUUUUGGGGGCAGGGGUGCAACGCUUUUACAUUAUUUUGGGGUCAAAGAGAACAGCAGCUCACCGAAGGAUGAGGGCAAGGGGAGGGGGCCAGCGAUCGAUCGCGAUCUACCAAAACCCCGCGAUCGACCUGUUGGACAUCCCUGCUCUAGGCAAUAUACUACACUGGCUCUCCCAUGAGACUCUUAGAAAUUGUUUGUGCAUGUUUGUCUGCUUAGAAUUUGGAUGCCAUAUUCUGGUGUUUUUAUUUAAAGCUGUAUACUCCUCUAGCAAAUAUAAUAGAUUUAAGGUAAUAUUAGCUGGGCGGAGGGACUGUUGAUUGGCUGAGAGUUUGGAAGGGUCUUUAAGUAAGUACAACAUAACAAUCAGGCCUUUGGCUAGUUAAACUUUAUCCUUUUAAGUCUCUUUGUGGGAGGAGAAUAUUGGUGUGUUUCAUUUUUGUUUUUAUUAUGUAAUUGGUGUUUUAAUUUUCAAUUUUAAUGCUGGGGACUGCCCUGAUAUCUUCAAAUGAAGGCAGCAUACGAAUUUAACUAAGGUUAACAACACCUUGGUACUCAAACAACCUGGAACCCAAACACUGCAAACCGAGAAAUGAGUGUGAACUUUUUCUGGAAGCUGAAUGUGCUCCAUUUUGAGUGUUACACUUCGUUUUGAGUGUUACGCUGAGGCCUGUCUGUUUUUGCCAUUUAUUUUGCAUUUUUGUUUUUGCAGCUUUUUUGUUUUGUUUUUGUGUUCAGCUACUGAUUGAUUGUGUGACUGUAGUACAUUGUUUAUUGCUUUCAUUUUAUGAAUCAGUGGUCUUGUUAGGCGUUCUUUUUAAAAAGUCUGGAACGGAUUAUUCCAUUUUGCAUUAGUUUCUAUGGGAAAAUGCGCCUUGGUUUUGGAACGCUUUGGUUUUGGAACGGACUUCUGUAACGGAUUAAGUUUGAGAACCAAGAUACCCCUGUAAAUGAAAAAUAAGGUUAUCAUAAACCAUAAAGGAAAAUUUAAAAAUACUCUGGGGUGGCAGCUGGAAUGAAGGGGCAGUUUGGUGAAAGACCCAGUCAAGACCCAGUGAAGAGAUCCAGGAUUUAAAACUUCAAAGCCAAAUUGAGUGUGUCUGUGUCAGAAUUAAGGGAGAGAAAAACAACAGUGAUCUCAUUGUGGGAGUUUACUAUAGAUCCCCAAGCCAAACUGAGGACACAGAAGAUGCCUUCCUGGAACAGAUGACCAAGCAUUCGAAAGGAAGUGAGAUAGUAGUAAUGGGGGAUUUCAACUAUCCUGAUAUUUGUUGGAUGUCAAACUCAGCCAAGAACAUAAGGUCGAACAGAUUCCUCACUGGCCUUGCAGACAAUUUCAUUGUCCAGAAAGUGGGAGAAGCAACAAGAGGGUCAGCCAUUUUAGAUCUGGUCCUAACCAAUAGUGAUGACCUGGUUAGUGGGGAAGAAGUGGCAGGAUCAUUAGGUGGGAGUGAUCAUGCUCUUCUGGAGUUUAUUAUUCAGCAGAAAGGAGCAACCAAGCAUACUAAGACUCAAAUCCUAGACUUUAAGAAAGCCGACUUCAGAAAACUUAGGGAAACGCUGGGUGAGAUCCCAUGGACAGAAAUACUAAAAGGGAAGGGAGUUCAUGAUGGUUGGGAGUUUGUUAAAAGGGAGAUAUUAAAAGCACAACUUCAGGCAAUACCAAUGAGACGGAAACAUGGAAGGUGCCUAAAGAAGCCAGGGUGGCUAUCUAAAGAACUUUUAACUGAGUUAAGAUUUAAAAGGGAUAUAUACCAAAAAUGGAAAAAGGGGGAAAUCACCAGAGAGGAAUUCAAACAAAUAGCCAGCACGUGUAGAGACAAAGUCAGAAAAGCUAAAGCACAGAAUGAACUCAGGCUUGCUAGAGAGCUUAAAAGCAACAAAAAGGGCUUUUAUGGGUAUGUCCGUAGCAAAAGGAAGAACAAGGAAACAGUGGGGUCGUUUAGAGGAGAAGAUGGUGAAAUGCGAACAGGGGAUAGAGAAAGGGCAGAACUCCUCAAUGCCUUCUUUGCCUCAGUCUUCUCCAAAAAAGAAAACCCUGAAGAAUAUGGAGCAGAUGAUUCAGCAGGGGAAACACAGCCCAGAACAAGUAAGGAGGUAGUACAAGAAUACUUGGCUAGUUUAGAUGUAUUCAAGUCUCCAGGGCCAGAUGAACUGCAUUCAAGAGUAUUAAAAGAACUGGCAGAGGUGAUUUCAGAACCACUGGCAAUAAUCUUUGAAAAUUCCUGGAGAACAGGCGAAGUUCCAGCAGCCUGGAGGAGGGCAAAUGUUGUCCCUCUAUUCAAAAAGGGGGAAAGAGAGGACCCAAACAAUUACUGCUCAGUCAGCCUGACAUCAAUACCAGGAAGGAUUCUAGAGCAGAUCAUUAAGCAAACGGUCUGUGAGCACCUAGAAAGUAACGCUGUGAUCACUAAAAGUCAGCAUGGGUUUCUGAAAAAUAAGUCAUGUCAGACUAAUCUGACCUCAUUUUUUGACAG